AUGAAAUUCUUAAAUAUAUUUUUUGUCAUUUAUUUAUUAAAUUUUGCAUCAAAAAGAUAUGUUGAGGGAGAUUCAUUUUGUAGUAGAAGUGAUUGUUCAAAUCACGGUAAUUGUAUUGGUACUAAAGCAAUUCCAAUUUGCCUUUGUGAUAUAAAUUACAUUGGUUUAAGAUGUGAAAUAUCAUUAGUUGGUGGAUUAAUUGAUUCAACAAUAUCUAAUAAUGAUUUAAAAGUUUGCCAAUCUGAUCAAUGUAACAAUAAAGGAGUAUGUAUUGGAAGUGUAUCAAAAUUUGUUUGUUUAUGUUAUCCUGGAUUUACUGGAAAAACAUGUAGUGAAAAAUCUACUGGCACAAUUAAUGUUGAUUCAUCUGGUUCUGGGCUUACUAUUCCAUGUACUUCAUCAGAUUGUAAUAAUAAUGGUGUAUGUAUUGGAAGUAAAGGAGCUUUUAGUUGUAUUUGUAAAUUAGGAUUUAUAGGAGAUCGUUGUCAAACAGCACCAUAUGCUUUAUGUGAUUCAAAACAAUGUAAUAAUAAUGGAUUAUGUUUAGGAACAAUUGAUUCAUACAUUUGUGCCUGUAAUUUAGGAUAUUCUGGUGAAAAAUGUUCUACUGUUAGUGAAAAUUUAUGUGAUGAGAAAGAUUGUAAUAAUGCAGGAAUAUGUAUGGGUACAAAAAGUAAUUUCAUCUGUCUUUGUAGUAUUGGAUAUAGUGGUAAAAGAUGUGAAAUUAUAAGUGGUACAGGAACACUAUUAGAUACAGCUUUUUGUUCAAUGAAAGAUUGCAAUGGUAAUGGAUUGUGUUUUGGAAGUAAACUUGCACCAGUAUGUUUAUGUAAAUUGGGAUAUCAAGGAUUACGUUGUGAAAUUGAACCUCAAUGCAAUUCAGCUCUACAAUGUAAUAAUAAUGGAAUUUGUAUUGGUACCGCAACAAAUAGAAUUUGUUUAUGUAAUUUAAAUUAUUCAGGUACUAAUUGUCAAACAAAAUUAUUUUAA
Messenger RNA from Strongyloides ratti, 990 nucleotides. RefSeq names its product Eyes shut. The record is from RefSeq and is a predicted model, not a curated record. Gene Ontology annotation, molecular function: calcium ion binding. The transcript is spliced from 2 exons. Bases 1 to 990 code for a protein of 329 amino acids. NCBI's taxonomy places the organism in Eukaryota, Metazoa, Nematoda, Chromadorea, Rhabditida, Strongyloididae.